Molecule: messenger RNA, 546 nt
Organism: Lycium barbarum (goji berry)
Lineage: Eukaryota; Viridiplantae; Streptophyta; Magnoliopsida; Solanales; Solanaceae
Exons: 2
Coding region: 1-546 (181 amino acids)
Source: RefSeq, a predicted model, not a curated record
AUGAGGAUGAGGAGGGAUGUGUUGAUAUCCGAGAACCAGUUCGAACGAUCGACUACAAAAGCUAUUCAUCUUAUCAGGAGAUUGGUUGAGCAGUAUACGGAUAAAAAGAGAGACUUACACAUGGUGUUCAUUGACUCGGAGAAGGCAUAUGAUAAAGUCCCUCGGGAGGUUCUUUGGAGAUGCUUAGAGUCUAGAGGUGUGCCUGUGGCCUACAUCAGGGAAAUUAAGGACAUAUACGAGGGUGCCAAGACCCAGGUUAGGAUAGUGGAAGACGACAUAGUUUUGAUUGACAAGACGCGUAGUGGAUUUAACGAUAGGCUGGAAGUUUGGAGAAUGACCUUAGAAUCUAAAGGUUUCAGGUUAAGCAGGACUAAGACGGAAUACACGGAGUGCAAGUUCAGUGACGUGACGCAGGAGACAGAUGUAGAAGUGAAGAUCGAGGCACAAGUUAUACCUAAAAGAAGAAGCUUCAAGUAUCUUGGGUUUGUAAUACAAAGGGACAGGGAGAUUAACGAUGAUGUGGCACACCGUAUUGGAGCAGGGUGA